UCUAGUAGUGAGAAUGAAUCAUCGUAAUCAUCAUCAGCAUUUGCGUUAGGAACAGGAGGCUACAGAACAGAAGCAAGACAACCUAGAACAGUUUUCGAAAACAGCAUCUUUUGCGCCGUAGCGGAAACUAUUACGAAGAACUACAAUUAAAUCUUGUCACGCAUCAACAGCACUACUACACUGCCAUGAUUUCCUCGUCCUGGUUUAUGAGCAAAACCGUGCCACUGGUUGCACGGUCUAUUCUAUCAAAGAGCAACAGAGCGACGGUGACAGCUGGCGCCACACUUCCAACCCGUCGGGGUUACCGCGGGGACACCGGAGAAGCUGUGAACAAGCUGACCGAAAAGGAAGAAAAGCUUCUCAAGAUUGCUCUGCCAAAGGCCGAAAAAAUAAUGAAAAAACACAUCGAGCUACCCGUCGACGACAUCGCAACCCGCCGAAAGCGACUGAUCUACAGAGCGAAACAAAGAGGGUGGCUCGAAGUUGAUCUGCUUCUGGGAACGUGGGCCAGCGAAAACGUUCCCCAAAUGGAAGACGGAGACGAAUUGGAUCAAUUCGAGGACUUUGUCAACAUGGAAACCAUCGAUAUCUACAACGUUAUCACGCUGCGACUCGACGUGCCCGAGGACAUGAAGCGGGACGGAAACGGCGUUGUAGAACGAAUCCAAGAAUGGGCGCGAUCCCAUCCGCUCGGGAGAGGAGAUCCGGACGCCUACAAAGCGGUCAAGAUGGAGCACAAGCUUACUUAGGGUGCAGCGAUAAUUUGGCAGGCGAAUGUUUUGGUGCCAGACACAUGGAAGACGUUCAAUGGAGAUGCUUUUCUUCUCGACUUACCUCGACUCCACCAGUUUCACUCCUUUGAGUUUUGCAUCUUUUCUUUCGAGAGUUCAAGAUGAUCGAUCCUUCCGAGGCCAUGGAUUGCACAAUAAGAUGGGCUGGUAGAUCAGUUUCCUUCCGAAACAGAAGGCUUGCUUGUUAUUUGGUAUUGUUUUAUCCGUUCGUACGGACUUGCGAAACAAUGUUGAGGCAAAAGUCGAAAGGCUGGUUUGAGGAGCGAUAGUUCUGUUGCCCAUACAUUACCGCAUAUUAUUAUUUAAAUACAGAAAGUACUAUGCAAAUUACACCAGUACGUACUACUGUAUUCAGUAAAUUCAACAGUGUACGUGUAGUUAAAUUUUUGGAAAAAAAGGGAGAAGGUGCACUCAAAUUGAGAGAAAGGCUUCACAGUUAACUACUCGAAUUAAUAUGCAGUAUCUCC
This is a messenger RNA of Pseudo-nitzschia multistriata, 1258 nucleotides long. The record is from the annotation of a GenBank genome assembly. NCBI's taxonomy places the organism in Eukaryota, Bacillariophyta, Bacillariophyceae, Bacillariales, Bacillariaceae.